CCCCUCUCUCCUCCCAUUUCUCCAAAAACCCUUCCAACUCACAAAACCAAAAAGCUCAAAACCCUGAAAUCUCUGAAACGAGGGCUUCCAUGGAGGAAGAGUAGCAAGGAGCAUGCAGAGAAGUAUCAACAAGAAGAUAGGCUCUUGCCUUCUUCGAUUCACGCCUAACCCAUCUCCAGCUCUCCUCACGCGCCACCACUACUCCCAUUUCCCCCUCUCUCGCCUCCUCACUCUCUCCCAAUUCCUACAUUCCUCUCCAUCCUUCAACCACAGCCUUCAACAACCCAGCUCUUACUGUAAAUUCCCAGAAAAUGGAGCCCUUUUUUUCGCUCCAAGGCCCAUAUUGCGGAAUUUUCUGUGCAGUUGUGGAACCUCCUUAGAUUCUAAUCGCCACUAUAUCAAUCGUAAUUUUUUUACUAGAGCCAAGGAAGUUAAGAACAUUGAAAUCAAUGAUCAGCACAGCCAACGAGCAGUCAGAACUGCAUUAUGGUGUAACUUCCUCGUCUUUUCUCUCAAGUUUGGGGUCUGGUUAACAACCUCUAGCCAUGUUAUGUUGGCUGAAGUUGUGCACUCAGCCGCAGAUUUUGCAAAUCAGGCUCUUCUUGCAUAUGGUCUGAGUAGCUCAAGGCGUGCUCCAGAUGCUAUCCACCCUUAUGGCUAUUCAAAGGAAAGAUUCGUUUGGUCUCUGAUUUCUGCUGUUGGUAUAUUUUGUCUUGGUUCUGGUGCUACAAUUGUUCACGGAGUACAAAAUUUGUGGACUUCACAUCCUCCUGCAAAUAUUCAGUAUGCGGCUUUGGUUAUUGGUGGUUCAUUCCUCAUUGAAGGUGCUUCUCUUGUAGUAGCCAUACAUGCUGUCAAGAAAGGGGCAGCUGCAGAGGGAAUGAAGGUGAGAGAUUAUGUUUGGCGUGGUCAUGAUCCUACAUCUGUUGCAGUCAUGACAGAGGAUGGUGCUGCAGUUACUGGUCUUAUUAUUGCAGGAGCAUCACUAGUUGCUGUAAAUACGACUGGAAAUCCAAUUUAUGAUCCAAUAGGUUCAAUUGUGGUUGGUAAUUUACUUGGAAUGGUAGCUAUAUUUCUCAUCCAGAGGAAUCGGCAUGCAUUGAUUGGUAGAGCAAUUGAUGCUCAUGAUAUGGAAAAGGUUCUUAAUUUGUUGAAAAAUGAUCCGGUAGUUGAUGCUCUAUAUGAUUGUAAAAGUGAGGUGAUUGGACCUGGGUUCUUUAGGUUUAAGGCAGAAAUAGAUUUCAAUGGCGUGGUGGUGGUGCAAAAUUAUCUGAAAAGGACAGGACGUGAAACAUGGGCCAGACAGUUUCGGGACGCUGCAAAGGAGGAGGACGAUUCUGCACUGCUGCGGAUGAUGUCAAACUAUGGUGAGGAAGUGGUUACAGCUCUGGGUAGUGAAGUUGACAGGCUAGAAAAGGAGAUCCAGGAGCUUGUUCCUGGCAUUCGGCAUGUAGAUAUUGAGGCCCACAAUCCGACAGGACCAUCUCCAUGAUCCACAGUUUUUGACGCGUAAGCACUAUUGUUUAUGCCCAUUCUUUUCUUUAUAUAGUUGAUGAAUUACUAAACAUUUUAACAGACCGGGUGCUUCUCUGUGUUGCCAGUAGCCCAACUAUGAUCUUAUAUCUGAAAAAUGUUUGUUGUGAUUGUAUCAGGAAAUGUUAAUAAUGAGAUCUCAAAAUCCUUCAAUCAAUAUAUGCUUUCCUGAGUUUGAUAUAUUUUCCUGUCUGCUCCCCAUCAACUAUGCUAUUUUGCAUAUCAACUAAACCACAAUGUCUCUAGUCAAUUCCUUCUGCAUUCUAUAUUCAUAGAGGGGUUUUCAAGAAAUUCUGGUAGAAUUUUGGAAAUCAGAGAAGUUUUGAAGAUUUACUUGGUGAUCAAGCAGUUACAUAAACAGAGACUGGAGUGGAUUGUAAGAAAACUUGGGGAUUAAGUUUUUGUGCUCCUGUAUCUUUCUCAGUAUGUUUGGAUCAAUGAAUUUUCUAGAGAAACUUGGGGAUUCUGAGGAGCAUGUUUGGGUCAACAAAUUUUCCUGGAAAACUUGGGGAUUAGGUUUUGGUUCUGUUUUUGUAUCUUUCUCGGUAUUAUGUUUGGGUCAGAGUUUUCUAGGAAAACUUGGGGAUUCUGAGGAAAGAGGGAGGUUAGUAUAUAGCACAAAAUAAAAGACAAAUAUUUUGGUUUGUUUCUACCAAUGGAUUCAUGUGUCUGCAUCUACUUUACCUACUGAAUUUCA
Molecule: messenger RNA, 2230 nt
Organism: Vitis riparia (riverbank grape)
Lineage: Eukaryota; Viridiplantae; Streptophyta; Magnoliopsida; Vitales; Vitaceae
Product: metal tolerance protein C4-like
Exons: 13
Coding region: 113-1492 (459 amino acids)
Biological process (GO): zinc ion transport; transmembrane transport
Cellular component (GO): membrane
Molecular function (GO): monoatomic cation transmembrane transporter activity
Source: RefSeq, a predicted model, not a curated record